AUGGAUAGACAAGAAUUUUUUCAAUCAUAUAUGGAUCAUUGGGGCAUAACUGAUGUAUUAUUAGAUUGUUAUGUUGAUUUAUUAACAACGGAAAUGAUGAAUGAAAAUACGGAUAAAAUCAAACGAAUGAAUUUAUUUAAACAAUUACUUUCCGAACAUCAUAUUAAAUGUAAAGAACAACAAAUAUUUGAAGAUGAAAUUCAACAAUUAAAACAAGAACUUGAUCGUAUAACAAAAUAA
Messenger RNA from Adineta steineri, 240 nucleotides. NCBI's taxonomy places the organism in Eukaryota, Metazoa, Rotifera, Eurotatoria, Adinetida, Adinetidae. The record is from the annotation of a GenBank genome assembly.